AUGGCGAACCGUACAGGAACGCGGGUGGUGUUUGUCGGAAACAUCCCCUAUGAUAUUUCGGAAGAGCAGCUGGUCAAUGUGUUUUCCGAGGUGGGCCGCGUCGUCGCCUUCCGCCUCGUGAGCGACAAGGAGCAGGGCAAGUUUAAGGGGUACGGAUUCUGCGAAUACGAAGACGCAGAAACCGCGGCGUCGGCGGUGCGCAACCUGAACGACGUCGAGGUCGGCGGCCGCCCCCUGCGCCUCGACUUUGCAGAGAUGGACCCGAUGGUGAGCGGCGGCGAGACGCGCUCGAAACCCGCGGCGCUGGCGCCGUUUCCGGCGGGCGCGCCGCUGCCGCCCGGCGUGUCGUCGACGGAUGCCAUUACGCAUGCCAUCGCCUCGCUGCCGCCGCACCAGCUCAUGGAUAUCCUCACGCAGAUGAAAGGACUCGCUGCCACCGCGCCCGACCAGGCUCGGGCGCUGCUCCUCGGCAACCCCCAGCUGGCUUAUGCUGUAUUCCACGCAAUGCUCAUGAUGAAUGUUGUGGACCCAGUCGUGGUGCAGCGCGUGCUGGGCGAGUCUGGCGCUGCACAUGCCCCCCCCGCGCCGCCGAUGCCGAUCAAGACCGAGACGCGGAGCACGCCGACGCCCACACCGGCGCCUGCGCCUGCGCCGGUCCAGGCGACGCCGACGCCCGCGCCGGGCCCCCAGCUCGACGACCAGCAGCGGCAGCUCCUCAACCAGGUGCUGCAGCUGACGCCGGACCAGAUCAACGCGCUGCCGCCUGACCAGCGCGCGAGCAUUCUGCAGCUCAAGGCGCAGUUUGGGCAGUAG
Messenger RNA from Malassezia japonica, 813 nucleotides. RefSeq lists its product as uncharacterized. Gene Ontology annotation, molecular function: mRNA binding. The record is from RefSeq and is a predicted model, not a curated record. Bases 1 to 813 code for a protein of 270 amino acids. The transcript is spliced from 2 exons. Gene Ontology annotation, cellular component: mRNA cleavage and polyadenylation specificity factor complex. NCBI's taxonomy places the organism in Eukaryota, Fungi, Basidiomycota, Malasseziomycetes, Malasseziales, Malasseziaceae. Gene Ontology annotation, biological process: mRNA 3'-end processing.